Messenger RNA from Jatropha curcas, 1620 nucleotides. NCBI's taxonomy places the organism in Eukaryota, Viridiplantae, Streptophyta, Magnoliopsida, Malpighiales, Euphorbiaceae. The record is from RefSeq and is a predicted model, not a curated record.
ACCAAAACUUGAAGGGCAACAUUUUCAGUAGAAGCUUAUAAGUGGCACGCAAACGGAGGGCAGUCCUUUGAAAAGCAGACGUUGCCGCUAAACUUUCUCCCGCCAUAUACACUUCCUUUCCUCACCAGCCACACCCUCCCACUUUCUGCCUUCUUCUUUGGAGAAACACAAUAGCAGAAACACUACCAGUUUCUCAAACAUCAAACAAAAUUCAAUUCGAUGGCCAUCUCCGAUUACUCACGUCAAUCUCUCAUCCCCAACUUUCUCUACUCUCCUUCAGUUUCAUCAAAGAGACUCGUUGACUUGGACUCUUCAGUGAACUCCAGCCAUGGACUGUAUCAAUCACCAUUCAUUUCUAAAUCAUCGCAGUCCAGUGGAUUGUCGAAGACCUUCGUGAUUCCGGCACCAAACGAGAAGAUUGAGAUGUACUCACCGGCUUUCUACGCAGCGUCUGCGGCCGGUGGUAUGUUUAGCUGUGGACUUACUCACACGGCGGUUACUCCUCUCGAUCUCGUCAAGUGCAAUAUGCAGAUUGACCCAUCAAAAUACAAAAGCAUCUCAUCUGGAUUUGGGGUCUUGCUCAAGGAGCAAGGAGUUAGAGGUUUAUUUAGGGGAUGGGCUCCUACACUGCUUGGUUACAGUGCUCAGGGUGCUUUCAAAUAUGGACUCUACGAAUUUUUCAAGAAGUACUAUUCUGACAUUGCUGGGCCUGAAUAUGCAACCAAGUAUAAAACUUUGAUUUAUCUUGCUGGUUCUGCAUCUGCUGAAGUGAUUGCUGAUGUUGCUCUCUGCCCUAUGGAGGCAGUGAAGGUUCGUGUGCAAACUCAGCCUGGUUUUGCACGUGGCUUGGCCGAUGGGAUGCCCAAGUUUAUCAGAGCAGAAGGCUAUGCUGGGUUAUACAAAGGGCUGGUUCCACUCUGGGGACGUCAGAUUCCAUAUACAAUGAUGAAAUUUGCAUCCUUUGAGAAUAUAGUGGAGCUGAUGUACAAAUAUGCAAUCCCAACUCCAAAAGACAAAUGCAGUAGAAGUUUGCAGCUUGGAGUCAGCUUUGCUGGUGGAUAUUUUGCUGGUGUUCUCUGUGCUGUUGUCUCGCAUCCUGCUGACAAUUUGGUGUCUUUCCUGAACAAUGCCAAGGGGGCAACUGCUGGUGAUGCGAUCAAGAAGCUAGGAUGGUGGGGUCUCUUCACCCGCGGUCUUCCUCUCCGGAUUGUCAUGAUUGGAACCCUUACUGGAGUCCAAUGGGGUAUCUACGAUUCUUUCAAAGUGUUUUUUGGGCUACCAACUACUGGUGGUGCUACUCCACCUGCUGCUGCUAAGGCUUGAAUGUAGAGCUGAUAGGCUAAGAAGAUAAAUUGUUUAUCAGGCAGGUGAUUUCUCAUUAAUGAUAUUUUUUUAUUCGGUAUUUGUGAGGUGAUUUCUCAUUAAUGGAUGUAUAAUAGUUGAUUGAGUUGAUGCCUUCCAUAGUAGGAUCAGUUUAUGGUGGGCCCUGUAUUCUUUGAAAACGCCUUCCUGAAAGGAGUGUUUUAAUACCAUCCUGCUUCGUCUCUAGGUUGUGAGUUCGUGUUACUUGGGAUCUCGAUUUCUAUACAGAAAAUAAAUAGCAUGAAAUUUUUUUGUUAU